UGGGCUGAUGUGCCUGAUGUUCUGUCAUGGCGAAUUUGGAAGGCCAGGAUCGCUCUUGGUCUCGUAAUUUUCCGCCCGAAUCAAUAGCUCAGGACUCUGGAGCUAUGGACACAGACGCCUUCGGCGCCCCGGACAACGCGCCGUUCACUCUGGACGAGCUGAACGGACUUGACGACAUUAUUUCUGGCUGCGAAGAAGAAUUAUUUUCGAGCGACCUGUUGAUGGCGGAUGACACAGACUUCGGACUUCUCAGUUCAUUGAAUGCGGACGCGAUGACCACCCCUGUGAAGGAUGAGCUGAAAGCAAAUGAUCUUGAAAUCAAGAAAGAGGUUGUCACUCCACCUCUUUUUACAAACUCCAACAGUAACUCGCCUCAGCUGAGAGCACAGCAGCAACGUUUAAUGCCAAGGCCUGCUGUUGUUCAACAAUCAGUGCAGGCUUCGAACACUGCCACAGUGCUGCUGCAGCCAAUGGGCAUGGCCCAGCAAAUCUACCAGACCAACCCUCAGCAGAUUCUUCAGGGUGGCGCUGCAAAGCAACAACCUCUCCUCCUGCAAAUGCCUCAGGAAAAAAUGCAGCAGGUUUUGGUCCAAGCGCAAUUCAUUAAGUCCGAACCACACUGUUCCCCACCCCAUCAAAUCGGAGCAGGGCAGGUCAUGUAUGCAACAACCGGCACACCUGUGUCGGUGGCCAGCAGCAGGAGUGGGCAGCAGUCGCACCCUUUGAGAACCAUUGUCAGCUCCAACACAGGCACUUUCGUUACUACAGGAAUUUUAUUGGAUAGUGACCAAAAGAUGCCUAUAAAUAGAAUCAAUGUCACUCACAAAGAAGUGCCGAAGGUGAAGGAAGUAAAAAGAAGUGCACACAAUGCCAUCGAACGAAGAUAUCGAACGAGCAUCAAUGAUAAAAUUAUUGAGCUGAAAAACAUGGUUGUUGGAACGGAAGCCAAACUGAAUAAAAGUGCAAUCUUGCGAAAAGCUAUUGAUUACAUCAGAUACCUGCAAAAUACAAACAACAAACUCAAGCAGGAAAACAUUGCCCUGCGUUUGGCUUCUGGACAACAAUUGGGAGCGACCAACAUCAAGGACCUUCUGACUGUGUCCCCAGAAAUGACCCCUCCACAGAGUUCACCUUCUUUGUCACCACCUCACUCUGAUGACACUGGCUCACCUCCUGGGUCUCCCGACUCUUUCACCACUCAUAUGGAAGGAGACCAGGACUCCAACUCUGGUCUUGGCAUGCGACGAGGCAUGUUGGACCACUCGAAACUGGCCUUGUGCAUGUUCAUGAUGUCAGUUGUUGCUUUCAACCCCAUGGGCGCUCUGUUCAACGUUAUGGAAGAGUCGCCCGACUACAGCACAAGUCAAAAAGGCAGAACGGUUCUGGGAGUUGAAAGUGAGCAGUUUUUCCAUAAAAAGAUAAUAAUUUUGAAUCUACAUUUAUUUGUUAAUUUAGGCGAUGGAAUUAGUUUGUGGAAGUGGAUAACGUCCUCGGUCUUGGUGUUCAUUUUCAACGCGGUCAUACUUGGAAUUUGUAUGGUAAAGAUGCUCAUGUUCGGAGACCCGAUCAUUCCUUCAAAGUCGAAAGCCUCUGUUGAAUUCUGGAGACACAAGAACCAGGCUGAAUUCAACCUGAAGAAGGGGGAUCUAAGUGCUGCAAAUCAAGAAUAUCGUCGGUGUCUGCAAGCAGUGGGGAAACCUCUGCCAGCCUCAAAACUGGAAACAGCCUCAGCCUUUUGCUGGCAGUCUGUCCGACAGUUGUUGCACCGUCUUUGGGUUGGACGUUGGCUGGCCCGAAAAGCUGGACUGGAGGCAGCAGCGUGCGCCAAAGAACUGGCUGUCGUUUACCACAGACUCCAUCAAAUUGCUCUCGUUCAGGGAUCGCCUGAGGGGCGCUCGUCAGCCUUAAUUUUGGCCCUGAGUGCUGUGAACAUGGCUGAGGCUUCAGGAGAUUCAAUGCCACCUGAGCAACUUGCCCUGAUUUACGUUGGUGCCGCCUUGAGAGUGAAGGAAAGCUUGCCUACAGCCCUUCAGCCAUGUAAUCGGUACUAUUUGGGUCUGGCACGCCAAGUGUGCAUGAAGCACUGCAGCCAAGUUCCGCUCCGCUUGCAAUGGCUUUUCACAGCUCACGGCCACCGUUUCUUUGUCUCCCGCUCUUGGAGUUAUUCGACGAUGGCAGCCACAUUGUUCAGCGGACUUGAAGACAAUGCUGAUCCUCUGGCUUACGCUAUCAGAAUGUACCGCAAGCAGCUGCUUGAGAAGGCAAUGAACACUCUUCUAGCUCCGGGAACUCAUCGUGUUGCCAAUGAAGAGGAAAUUCGCCGAACUCAGACGUCUGACACUUUGACCUAUGUGCACCUGCUUGUGGAAAGUGGAAACGAAGACGAGAUUUCUCAGUGGUGGGGCUCCAUUCUUGGCGUCGCCACUUACUGGCUGCUCGGAGAAGAGUCCAGAGCUGAGCACCUUUACUCUCGAAUCGAAGCCAUUCCUGAGCAACUGAAGAACAACAGCAACCCAUUGCCUAAAGCAAUUUUGGCAGCUUUCAGAGCAAGACGAGCCCUUUUAUCAAGAAAAUCAUCUAAGAAGGCAAUCUUGCGCAUGUGUGGAGUUGCAGGCAGACUUGUCGACCACAGCAUCACAUUUUCUUCGUGCAAGCAGCCUUCAACCAUGACUCUGCUGGCUCAACUCUUGGUUUGCGAUUGGCUUUUGGAAACGCGCACAUGCGUUUGGGAAACGGAUUCUGAUAGCGAAAAGUCAAACGAUGGCACAAUGACGCCGGUUUCCCAAUCUGAGCUCUCUGGAUUCCAGCAGGACCUGGCCUCCUUGAGGAGACUGUCUCAAUUACUUCCAUCGGCCAUGCCAAGAGUUUUCUUGCAUGAGGCCGCCGCAAGACUAAUGGCCGGUGCCGCUCCAGGCAGGACGCAACAGUUGCUGGACAGGAGCCUGAGGCAAAGAUACAACAGGUCAUCAGUGAUUUGUGGAAAAGACAAAUCACACCAAGGAGUUGGAGGCGAGAGGGAGCACGCAAACGCCUUGUACUUGGCAUGCAGGCAUCUGCCUACCCCCCUUCUAUCAACUCCUGGCGAGCGUGCUGGAAUGCUGGCAGAGGCAGCGAAGACUCUUGAAAAAAUUGGCGACCGCAAGAAGUUGUUGGAAUGCUAUCAGCUGAUGAAAUCAAUUGGCAGCAGCUCCAACACAAAUUAAAAGACAUUCAUGCCUCAACUUGCACUUUUCACCGUUCAUUAGCCAUUUAAGUUAUUUUCAUAUUUUUUAGCUUUAGAAUUCAUUCUGUGCAAUUAUGUGUAUGACAGUUAAUUAAGAAGUGUCAUUAUUUCAUUAAGUAACUUUCUGGGAUGAUUUGAUCAAUUAGAAUGAUCUGCUAAGUGGGAACAUUCUAAACAGGUUUUUGCUUAAUAGAGAUAUGUUGUGAAACUCUGUAAUUGUAAUUUUAUUGUAAAAAGUAUAUUUACUUUGGUAAUAAAAAUAUGAUAUUAAUGAAA
This is a messenger RNA of Neocloeon triangulifer, 3499 nucleotides long. It is a transcript of the gene SREBP, whose product is annotated as sterol regulatory element-binding protein 1. Gene Ontology annotation, cellular component: nucleus. Bases 27 to 3203 code for a protein of 1058 amino acids. Lineage: Eukaryota; Metazoa; Arthropoda; Insecta; Ephemeroptera; Baetidae. Gene Ontology annotation, molecular function: protein dimerization activity; DNA-binding transcription factor activity, RNA polymerase II-specific; RNA polymerase II cis-regulatory region sequence-specific DNA binding. The record is from RefSeq and is a predicted model, not a curated record. Gene Ontology annotation, biological process: regulation of transcription by RNA polymerase II. The transcript has 12 exons.